This is a messenger RNA of Cadophora gregata, 3717 nucleotides long. RefSeq lists its product as uncharacterized. Gene Ontology annotation, cellular component: nucleus; cytoplasm. The record is from RefSeq and is a predicted model, not a curated record. NCBI's taxonomy places the organism in Eukaryota, Fungi, Ascomycota, Leotiomycetes, Helotiales, Ploettnerulaceae. Bases 232 to 2427 code for a protein of 731 amino acids. The transcript has 6 exons. Gene Ontology annotation, molecular function: GTPase regulator activity.
GCAGGCAGUUGGGGCAGUAAAGAAUUUUCCUGGCUUUAUCUACCCCAGCACUAGCCUCGAUUAAGCCCAAUCACAAUGCUGCAGCUGCCUUCUUCACGACUCCAUUCGCGUAUAUGAAGACGCGUGAAAAGUAAAUACUUCUCAAAUUUUCGCAAUGAGAAAAUCUCGACUAUUGCUUGCCACACUCAUAUCAGCGUAAUCCAGGUGCCUCGUAGGGAUUAGUAAAUAGCCAUGGACGAGUUCUUAGGCAAGAUCACACAACAUGCUAUGAACUAUGCCAUAAGAGCAGGAAUCGGAAUUACAGCAUCUUACACUCUCAGACAAACUUCACGGCUGCUCAAGACUGUGGAUAAUAGUACUGACUAUCGAGAACUACAUGCUCUUCAGGAAAGACUGAAUAGCAAAAUCAGAAUAGUUUCUCCAGCAAUCGAUCUGAUAGAGCUCAUCUCGGCCAGGGGAAACACAACCUUAGAAUCUGCGGUCACGCUCACUAAAGGCCUUCGAUGGGAUAUUCAAGCUCUUGGUGUGCGACUUGCCAAGGCCGCCACUGCUGAAGAGUCUUCUCGGAGGAAAAAGGCAAAUACUAAAGCAGCUCAUGAGGUCGAAAUCCAUCUCAUAGUUCAGGAUAUCAAGCAUCUCCUUGUCCGUAUCGAAGAUGCAGUUCCUCUUAUCAAUCUGGCCAUCACCACUUCAGGUGCCAGUCUUUCAACCACUUUGCCAGCUUCUGUAUCCCCAUCCAGAUUACUGCAGGCCAGCACAUUUCUCACUGCCGGGGAUACCCAGUACUCUAUGAACCCAUCUACUUCAGUUCAAGUUGGUCCCGCUUUUACGCUCUCACUUUACAUGCUCUUUGCUGGACAUUCUUACAGAGUGCAUGAUUCAGAGAGCAUGAGAGAUACAACCUGGAAGGAAGUUAUACACAAAGCUAGAGUCAAGCUUAUGCGUAUACCUCUUCAACAUAUGCACGGAGAAGAAAUUCCAGUUCUUGAAUCUAUUGAGAAUGGCAGCAACAAGAAUCCAAUGAUGUCUGGAGACGGUCGGCAGAACGAGUAUGCGUAUCACAUUGAAAUGAUUGAGGAUUUGGAAGACGACAGGGUACACACAUUCGAGGACGAUGUACCACAACCUGGACCGUAUGGAGAUGUUCAACUUGCUGGUAUCCGGGACUUUCUACCAAUAUACCAGAUCUCCAAGAUCUUCUAUGCAGAUACGGGGAAAAUUCUCAAUAUUGGCAAUCAAGGCGAGAUAAACAAUCCCGUCCUCUUACUCAAGAGAGACAUCAAUGCACAGCCUCCCAGAAGAAUGAUGGAAGAGGGUGAAAAAGGCAAUGAAUGGUAUGAUGAGCCCACAGAGGAGCCCGAGGCAUUGGACGAAGCUGUGUCUGAGACUUCAGGAACAGAAGAGGGUGAUUCCCAAGACGACAUUGACCAGCAGCUUCGAAGAGAAAGUACCGUUCCCAGAACUCAAGAGAUCGCCCACGAGCAGGAAAUUGUGGACAACCGUGCAUGGCGUCUUCCAGCGGAUCUAGAUCCAGAAUGGAUGGCUCUCGAAGUCUAUACCGAAUCUGAGGAUUCCGACUCAGAAGAUGGGCUAGACGUGAACGACGACUCAGCAUAUAUGUCCCACAGACCAAGCUCCUCUGGUGAAGAGCAAACCGAAGAGGUCUUAGCAGAUGAUCUCGCCCACCUUACUAUCAACCCAAAGCCCUCUCCAGCCCCGUCUGCUCAACAAGUCACCAAUUCAUCCUCAUUCUCGAAAUCCUCCGCGCCAAAGCCCUCACCUCUCGGUCCAAUCCGCUCCUCUCUCUCCCUGCUCGAAAUGCUCAUCCGGCUCACCGCGCUCCAACAAUUCCAACAAUCUUCUCACCUCUCCAUACCCGACGAGCUCCUCACCUUCUUCCUGGAAGAGUCAUCCACCACCGGAGCUGGAGGCGACGGCGAGGAACGCCGUCGAACCCGUCGCGAGGCCAGACAGAAGGUCGGCUUCGAUCCCUACGAUGAGAGUCCGGUGAAGCGAAGAGGUGAGGAAUAUCAGUAUCAGCAUCAAGGCCAAGAUGGGUAUGCUUAUUCACGAGGUGGAACUCCAUACCAGGAAUACGACCAAAAUGAAGGGCACCCGCCUGGUAGUCCGCGGUGGUCUAGAGAACAAAGUCAAAGUAUGCCGCCUCAGGGUACGCCCGAGCCAUGGUUGCUUAGGAGUAGAGAGGGUUCGGGAUCACGGAGGGGAUCGCCAGAUGUGCGUCCUUCUUCGCCAGUCUCGCCAUAUCGACCGCAACGGAAGACGACAAGGCCAUUGGAUCGAGUACAUGCGGAGCUAGGCACGGCGAAGGGCAGUCCGCUGGGACGAGGGGUGAGUGUUGGAACUGACAGCACCCUUGGUACGAGCCCUGGAUCCCCGACACUUGUUCAGAGGCAAGUAAUUGUUUAGAAGUUUAGAUUGCAUUCUAAACAUGUUUUGUUGGAACUUUCAGCUGUCCAGCAAUACAAUACCACUCUGUUUUUGCUUCCAAGCGUCGUUUUGAUUCUGAUAGAGUGCAUUAUUCUGGGUGCUUCUAUCCACUUCCCUGGAGUCUCGAUUAUCCUGCGGUUCUAGUUCCCAGUAUUUUCCCAAAGCCCAUCUAUACUUCACCACUGAUGAACAAUUGACUCAUUUGUUCAUAGUUGAAUCCAUAUCGGUAAGCAACCAAGGGUUACCAAAAAAUUGGUGAACAAUUCCGAAUAUGUAGGAAGUCAAACACCUUGCUGAAUUAACUAUGCUACACCGAAGCACAUGGGCUGCCAGCCGCAUGGAGAUAGUCAAAGGCUCGGAGAAGUCCGAACAUAUGAACCAAGCCGGCGAAGAUCACCAGGAAAUGUAGGAUCUGGUGGCUGCUCCCAUAUAUGUCAUGCCGGAGCGGAUACCACCUUUCAGGCACCUAAUGAGAAGUUAGGAGCAGCUUGGAUAGGUCUGAAGUAUAUCAAUACGCACACGAGAAGCAUAAGCUACUGCCCCAGCGAUGUUGAGGGAUCCCAUCACGGCCAUCCAUUUGAGGCUCAUCCUGUGCUUUUGAAUCUCCCAACCGUGGAUGACCAAGCCGUGCACGAUGAAUACGAUAGCCGAAAGGCCCAAACCUGCAUACAUCGCUGCUCGCCACGGCCGCAGGUGACGUUCUCGAAAUAUUGGGUGGAGAGUAACAUAUACGCACACAGCAGCGAGGAUUGUAACCUAAAGAUAAGUCAACUCUACAAUGCCCAUUGCUUCGGGCUUUUGGAGCGAGACUGACCACUACCCAAUAUAGCUUUUGGAGCUUUGCGUCGCAAUAGAAUCCAUAGUAAACGGACGGUAUGGUUGAUCCCCACAUCAAAAUCACGAUCCCCACAUAAUCAAGCUGGUUUCCUUGCCGAUGCACCAUUGCACUAUGGUUUCCGAAGAUGUGGAACCUUUGCAACCGUUCAGUUACCGCUCUUGCAGCGCAUUUGUCAAAGAACACUCACGAGGCCGAUAGGAAGAAGCAAAUAGCUACCCCAAAGAAGAACGUGGAGUAGACUACGAUGUCCCCUCUUGUGGCGCUGCUGUAACGGGGGAAAACAUUCGUGUAUAGGAUAACCGGGAGUAUCAGGAACAGAACAGAGCCGAACAAAUGGGAAUAAAUGUUCACUGUGUUCGGUUAACUUAGACAGAUAGUUCAAAUGGGAGUGGGAGUCAAGCCAAUUACCAGUUUCGUUAUGGAUGUGCGUC